Molecule: messenger RNA, 1381 nt
Organism: Verruconis gallopava
Lineage: Eukaryota; Fungi; Ascomycota; Dothideomycetes; Venturiales; Sympoventuriaceae
Exons: 2
Coding region: 142-1305 (387 amino acids)
Molecular function (GO): NAD+ binding
Source: RefSeq, a predicted model, not a curated record
CGCGAAGAAAUUGUGCGAUAGAACUGGCAACCAGCACACAUUGCGUUCGUGGUUGGAUGCAGCGAGACACAAGAUCGCUGCCUCUUGAGACGCAGCUCCAAGCAAAGUGAGCCACGGCGGGAGAAACUGUCUUGCGGAGCAAUGCCAUUGAUGCGAAUUCCUUACACAGAUCCGCUCCCAGCUCCACGCAUCAUCCCUCCUUCCGCCAGUACCGUGAGCGGUGCCAUUGCCGCUUUUUCCGAGUUUCUCAGCAGUCGCUCGUCAGGUUCGCCGACCUCAGCGUCGAAUACGGUGCUGCUCUCCGGCGCUGGCAUUUCGGUUGCCAGCGGGCUGGCCGACUACCGGGGAACAAAUGGCACAUACACCCUCAACAAAUCAUACAGGCCUAUCUACUACAACGAAUUCACCUCUCAUCACGCAGCAAGAAGGAGGUACUGGGCACGCAGCUAUCUGGGUUGGCCGAAUCUCGUAAGGGCAAAGCCAAAUGCGACGCACUACGCUGUUCGGGACCUUGGGAAGCUCGGCAUUGUCAAGCAGGUGAUUACACAGAAUGUGGAUUCUUUCCACCCCGCAGCGCACCCGGAUCUGCCCACGAUCGAACUGCACGGCUACUUGAGAGCUACGGUGUGCCUCUCGUGCCGCAAGGAGUAUGACAGAGAGCAAUUUCAGGAUCAGCUCUCAAGGCUCAAUCCUUCAUGGCAUGAGUUUCUGCAGGAAAUGCUCGAUUCGGGCGCGCUGGCUACGGAGGACCCGCAAGUGCGCAAAGCACGAGGACUGAGGACGAAUCCAGACGGCGACGUGGACGUGCCAAACGUAGAUUAUACUACAUUCCGGUACCCCGCUUGUCCAACGUGCUUGAAUUCACCGCCCAAGCUUCCCGACGGGUCGAUCGGCAGAGUCGAGGUCGACAAGGACGGCGCAUGGGCGCCGCCGUCCAACGCUGGCAUCCUGAAGCCUGCCGUAGUCAUGUUCGGCGAAUCGAUACCGGCUGCAGUGAAGACCGCGACAGAGUCUGCCAUCGAUCGAGCGUCGAGACUCUUGGUCGUGGGAAGCAGUCUGGCCACGUACUCCGCUUGGAGACUCGUGAAGAGAGCAAAAGAGCAGGGGUUGGCAAUAGCAAUUCUUAACUUGGGCGGAGUGCGCGGUGAAGAGCAUUUUUUCGCAGACGUGCCCGCAGGAAACACCGGAAGAUAUGCUGUGAGAGCCAACGAGCAUUCCGAUCAUGUGCUUCCGCACGUGGUCAAGAUCUUAGAGGAGUUGAACGAUAUCCAUACACGCAGCCAAAGAAGUGUGAGGGCAGCUUAAGUCAUUUACAUAGAAUAGGUUCACCCGUCACUUCUAAGCACGCUAUCUCGUAUCCUGUGCUUCUGCUCACGCCUGA